AUGGUGGCCGCGCCCUUUUCCCGUCAUAUGUGCCUUUUCGGCUUCGACCAUGAUACCCAAGCGAGAUUAGUGUUCGAUAACAUUUGGGCAGCGUCUUUCUUGACGAGGUCAUAUACAGAUGAGAAGCACGAGUACGUCAAGCGGUUCGACGCCGACCAACAUGCAAAGCAAGAACUCAAGUAUGGCAACAAUGUCUACGUUCUUUUCAAAGCGCUUCUCUAUUGCGGCAAGUACUGGGGCCAGGACAGCUUCUGGAGCGCCAUUGGCCGCGGCUUCAGCGCUAAAGCUGUCUACGUUGAGGAGUUGACCUACAUGCUCAUGGAAGCCCGCAAAAUCCAACGGACCAGAAGGCAAAUCCGUCCUCACGACUCCGAUGUUACGCGCGCGGUAGAUGAUUGGAUGGCUUUUCUUGACGCCCAUGGCCCCGAAUUGGAGAUGGCCCUCCGUAGCCGCACGGUCCGCGCUGUUACCGAUCCCAGACUCACCGGUGAUGCGGAUUCCUUUUUUGCGAGCAUGAGAGGAACACUCGUUAAUUGCAACAACAUCCCCCUGAGCCUCAUUGGUAGACCACCAUGCCCCAGGAUACUUGCGGCCACUCGAACUCCCUAUCGCCCAAUCCCCCCGAUCCAUCACGGGCAUGAUCUCCCACCUCGACCAGCAUCACCGCCUGUUAAGAACGAACCUCGGCCUGCUGGGACUGGUUGGGAAUACUUGCUAGAGCCUAACCGGAACGCCGCGCGGGAACCUUUGCGCAAGCGCUCAGGCUCGCCGUUUUCUCGUGACUCAGACGACAAUCCUCCAUACAAACGACACCAUGGCAGCUCCGAAUGGGAGUCGGAACAACAAUCGCCUCCACGCUGGAAUUAUCCAGAGCCAAGGGUUGGCUCGCGACAGCGUGAUGAGCGACCGGAUCACGACGAGUUUGAUCAACGAUCGCCACCGCUCGUCCCACGAUCCGGUGAUUUCUGGCCACCACGGGGACCCCAUGUGCCCCAGUCUCGGGUGGACUUCGAGCGACAGCAAAGUCUUGACGAACAGCGGCAAAAGGAAGAGCAGUUGCGGAGGCUAGAGCAGCAGAAUCAGGAACUACAGAAGAAGGUUCAAGAAUUCGAGGCACAGCGACGCUUGGAACAACAGCGGGAACAAGAGCGUUUGGAGCAACAGCGACUCGACAAGGAGCUUGAUGAGAUGCAGAAGGCUCGGUCCCAACAGCACAAAGAGAAGAUGGCCGGGGAAAAGAAGCGGCCCGACGCUCAGAAGAAGCCUGAGCAGCAGAGGCCCGAAGAGCAGACAAUGCUUGACGCGAAGAAGAAAAAGACCGACAUUCAUGGACCGCGACCCUCACACCACCCGUCCGUCCUGUCUUCGGACGAGGAAGUCGCUGGGUUAAAAGACAAGAUUUCCACACUCGAGAAGAAACUGGCGGACACUGAAGGGCAGCUUAAGGCGGCUGCCGUGAUUCGGCCGCUCGAAAGAAGCAUGAGCAAAUUUCAAUCGGAUCUUAGCACUCUCCAUGGAGACAUGAACACCCUCUUCGACUCAUUCCAGUCCAUGGUGGACCUGAUGACCCACAUGCAGGAGGAUGUCAUAUGUAUCAAGGAGACUGCCCAAGGCAACCAGCAGCAACAUGGUGGCAUCGAAGAGCUCUCGCUAUCCGUGGAGAAUGUUAAGGAGAAUGUCGCCUUGGUUCUGUGCGAACUCUCUGACAUUCGGUUGCAACAUCAGCAGCUGGAAAAGAAGGUCGUUGCAGCACCCUUCAGGGCUGCUCCCUCAAGAGACUCGGAAGCUCUAAUGACUGCCCUGACUACCAUCUCGCAAAAGGUCGACAGCUUGAACAAUGAGAUGGCCGAUCUGAGAAAGGAAGGCCAAGUGCAGCGGGAUAUUGCGCCUCCAACUGCCGCGAACCCUAGCGACCUUAAAGAUCUCAUGGGUAUCGUAAGGACGACCUAUGAUAACGUUGAUAUGCUCAAGAAUGAUGUGAGGGAUUUGAAGGAGCAGCGUGCUCGAACGAAUGACACAUCCGCCGCAUCGGGAAAUAUCAGUGGUUCCGUCGACGCCGAGCUUAUCAAAGCACUGUUCGGGGAGCAGAAGGCUCUAAUUCAGAGUCAGAACCAAAGACUGGACAGGAUGGCAAAGGAGAUUUCGAGCCUACAAACUCAGGUGUAUGCUUCUGGCAGGACUCAGCCUCAGCCGAAGAACUUGAAGCAGGCCAUGGCGGCUGCGGAGAAAGACUUGCAGCACCAUCUCAUCACGAUGCAGAGUUACCGAAACAAGAUGGCCGAUCAAAGGAACCCACCAUCGACUGUCUUAACGAUGGCCGACAUGUGUCAGACAUUGGAAGCAUGUAUCCAGUAUUCUAAGGCCGGACAAAAGUGA
This is a messenger RNA of Sordaria macrospora k-hell, 2376 nucleotides long. The record is from RefSeq and is a predicted model, not a curated record. Lineage: Eukaryota; Fungi; Ascomycota; Sordariomycetes; Sordariales; Sordariaceae.